This is a messenger RNA of Xylona heveae TC161, 844 nucleotides long. RefSeq lists its product as hypothetical. The record is from RefSeq and is a predicted model, not a curated record. The transcript is spliced from 2 exons. Lineage: Eukaryota; Fungi; Ascomycota; Xylonomycetes; Xylonales; Xylonaceae. The coding region runs from base 82 to 627 and encodes 181 amino acids.
CAUCAGUCACAGAAUAGCACUAUUUGCUGAGAGAAUAAAAUAGAUCUUCUCGACUCUUGUCACUACUACCAAUUACUCAAGAUGCAUGAAGGUCGACCACAUCCUCUCCUCGCUCAGGUCCCGCUGACAGUCUCUCCAUUCGUCUCUCUCCCGACUGCCAACACUCUGCCCUACACGUAUCAGUCACUACCUUCGACGCUUCCCCCAUCUAUCAUUGAUGACCCAACUGGCGGCGCCGAGAAGCCCAAAUAUGUAGUGUCAAGCAGCGGCCACGCUGCCCAUCCUGAUGACAUUAUCGCAUCAUGUCGGGCGCUGCAAUCACACCUUGAGAAGCUCCGUGACGAUGCUGAGAAGACACUGAGAAAGUAUGACGAGGAUGUCAAGCAGCAGGACCUGGCGGAGAAACGGAAGAUUGCACCGGGCUGGCUAGAUAGCGACGCCAAACUUCUCGAGCCAGAGAAGAAGGCACAGCCAAAUGAGCCAGCAGAUCAGAAUGCAUCAGCCCAGGAAGAUUUACAAAUGAUAGGGCAGGGUUUGGCUCCUCUACAACGACAUGUUCCAGCUGGUGGUGAUGGCGGGGAAGGAGAAGAGUUAGAUCGCGCGUUUGGAGGGCUAGGACUACGAUGACCAGUUGGUGUCACGAAUUUGGUCUCUCACUUGAGUGCUGUCUCAUUCUUAUUUCUCAACAUGCAUAAUGUCCACAUAGCAUAAUAUCAAUCAGGACUCUGCAUAUUCACAGUACUGUUCAUACCCACUGGACCAUCUCCGUCGACUCUGGUUAGUCCAAGGCGGUGAGCAAUUGUGCACACAGAGCUUCAACCGUCUCCCGUAAUCCUCUCGUCCC